This is a messenger RNA of Suillus clintonianus, 1863 nucleotides long. RefSeq lists its product as uncharacterized. Bases 36 to 1697 code for a protein of 553 amino acids. The transcript is spliced from 5 exons. Lineage: Eukaryota; Fungi; Basidiomycota; Agaricomycetes; Boletales; Suillaceae. Gene Ontology annotation, cellular component: cytosol. Gene Ontology annotation, molecular function: mRNA binding. The record is from RefSeq and is a predicted model, not a curated record.
GCUUUUGCAAAAUCCGUAUCCCUCACUUGUACGCCAUGGCAAAAUCAGACAAGAAGGCUGACAAGAAGGUAGCAGAUAAGGCUAAGGCUGCCAAGCCAGCCGCCGCUUCCCCCGCAAAGGCAAAGUCGCUAGCGUCAUCCAAGGAAACCCUGGCCAAGGCUAAAGUGCUCAAAGCAUCGAACGGGAAGACUCCCGUUAAACGUGCCAAAGAUGAAUCGUCCGACGAGUCAUCAGACUCCUCUUCGGGUGAGGAACAACCCAACAAAACUGUGCUCACGUCGGACUCCGACGAUUCACCGGAAGAAAAAAAGCCUGCUAGUGCCCCAGCUGCCAAGAAGGGAAAGGGUAAAGUGGACAGUAAUGAUUCUUCUGAUUCAUCAUCAAGCGACGAGAGCUCGUCAGACGAGGUCGGCGACAAGGAUGUAGAGAUGCAGGAUGUCCAACCUGCCAAGGACAAAAAGGCAGAUAAGACCAAGGCAGCAAAAUCAACCGCCUCGCCAGCAAAAAAAGUCAAAUUGCCAACGUCAUCCAAGGACAUUUUGGCUAAGGCUGGAGCACUCAAAGCAUCGAUUGCAAAAGAUUCCGAAUCAAGCGACGACUCGGACUCCUCUUCCGAGGAUGGACAACCUAAAAAGCCUGCACCCGCCUCAGACUCCGAUGACUCAUCGGAAGAUGAAAAGCCCGCCAGCGCCCCAGCCAGCAAAAAGGGGAAGGGUAAAGACAGUGGUUCUUCGUCCGAUUCUUCCUCGAGCGACGAGGGCUCUUCGGAUGAGGAUGGGGACAAGGGUGUCGAGGCACAAAAUGUUCAGCCUGCCAAGGGCACCAAGCGCAAAGCAGAAGCAGAACCCUCCGUUCCCCCCAAAAAGGUAAAAUUGGUCGAUGGUGAUGCAGCUCCUAGCGCAUCGACUGAGGAAACGAAAAGUAUUUUCGUCGGUCGACUAUCAUGGAAUGUCGACAACGACUGGCUUGCACAGGAAUUUGCCUCCUGCGGCGAAGUUGUCUCUGCUCAAGUACAAACGGAUCGGGCGACUGGCAAGUCACGCGGUUUUGGCUAUGUUCACUUCACAUCCGCAGAUGCGGUUGAAAAGGCUCUCGAAAUGAACGGCAAGGAGAUUGACGGACGAGCUGUCAAUAUUGACAAAAGCACGCCGCCAGAUAAAAGCGCUGUCCGUGAUAACCGGGCAAAGUCUUUUGGCGACACGCAGAGCCCUCCAUCGAGCGUUCUCUUUGUUGGGAAUCUUAGCUUUGGUGUCAGCGAGGAGCAACUUUGGGAAGUCUUUGGCGAGCACGGCGACGUUAAAAGCGUUCGUGUUCCAACGGAUCGUGAUUCGGGCAGGCCGAAAGGCUUUGCCUAUGUCGAAUUUAGUGCUUUGGAGUCCGCACAGACGGCCCACGGGCAGCUGCAGGGUUACGAGCUUGAUGGCCGCAGCCUUCGCUUGGAUUAUUCCCAACCAAGAGACAACUCUGGGGGUGGACGUGGUGGAGGUCGUGGAGGAUUCGGCGACCGAGGUCGCGGACGUGGUGGGUUCGGUGGUGGUGACCGUGGGCGUGGACGUGGUGGGUUCGGCGGUGACCGUGGUGGGAGAGGACGCGGACGAGGCGGUGACCGUGGUGGGAGGGGUGGCGGCAGAGGUCGAGGGGGCGCACGCACUGGAGCCGUCACUCAGUUCGAGGGGUCCAAGAUCACUUUCGAUUAGGCAUGUUGCGAUGCCAUUCGAAGCUCAUAUGCACUGCUACACAUCACUACCCCAAAAAUGAUGACUUGGCACUUUUCUUGUGGCUCAAGUCGUUGCAUAUAUUUCGUAUAUACAAUAUGCACAAUGUUCUAUCACUGCCAACGGUUGACAACUUCAUCUAUCAUAU